AUGAGUGACGUGCAGUCGUUGAGUGACUCACCAGCGUCGUCUCAGGGGCUGGGCAGCUCGCUCAUGUGGGAGAAGGUGGCACUUUCACCACUGGAGAUGCUGUCAGUACAGCUGGAUGAAGAGCUGCGUCUGGCUGAAGAGACAGCUGCAGCAGCAAAAACAUGCAAACAGAACAAGCACGACGUGGACGUGGAUCCGAAGACAGGCAAAGCUGCAGGAUGCGUGGUGAUGGAAGUCUUGGAUGCGAAAGACCUAGUGCUGGAUACGAACACAGCAAUACUAGCGGUCAAUGGCAACACGCGGCCGGAAUUGUACGUGUCCACGCAGGUAACGCCACUAUCGGCUUUCGAGAAGACGACAAAGAAGUAUCUGCGCACCAAAAACGUACAAGCAGUAGAUAGUGGUAUGGUAACAUGGCGGGAGCGUCUCGUGUAUGAUGGUGCCAAGACCAAGAAGUUUGGCAUCAAGGUCAUGCUUAGCAGCAGCGCGGCGGUUAUUGCUGACAUCGUGCUUGGAGAAGUCGAGUUGCGAAGUACUGACUACGAGGACCAGGUACCUCACACGAAAUGGGUCGAGUUGAAAGCUCCGACGUCUGCAGGUAGUAGUGGCGUUGCUGGUAAAUUGCUGCUACGCGUCACGUUUACGCAUUCGGCGCAUGAGCGUCACGAGCGUACGUUGACUCGGCUGCGUCAAAAGAAGCGCGAGAACGACGAUGAUAUCGAGCGAUACAAGGCUACUGUGCGCCUUGUGAAUCCUCCUGUACGUCAUCCUGCUGCAUAUGGCAAGGAGACGGCAAAAGCUGCGCUGUACGUACCUGGCAACAAAUUUGACAUUCUUGCACACCACCCAGCUGCAGUAAGCGUCGCCCCUCUUGCUGAUAAGACUCGCGUCGUGACUCCAUUCGGACGAGGCGUGGUGGUCUGUUUCCGGCCAGAGACAACGAUGUAUGUGGUCCAGAUGGACACUGCAUCCGCGUCGGGGAGCCGAACGAUUGCCUACCUGCAGCAAGACGUGGUAAAAGAAGAGCCUGACGAACCGCAUCUCCGCAUGCACAUGAAGGUGAUGACGCCGUACGGUCCGGGUAUUCUGGAAGAGAUCCGUCCUCAAGACGAUGUCUUGAUUGUCCAGUCCCACUAUGCGCGCAUGUUCAUGCAGCGCAAGGAUGUCAAGGUGCCAGCCAAGGAUGUGUUAGAAAUGACACUGAAAGACCUCGUGAGCGAGGCGACGAAGCUUGCCGAUACAGGUAAUGAGGAGUUCCGGCUCGGCAAGUUGCAGGAAGCCGUGUACAGCUAUCUACGAGCAUUGGGCUUUCUCCAGCGCGUUGAGCAAGAUCACGCUACGCACAAGGAGAAAGCGACGAUCAUCCAGACGAUGAUUCGCUGCCACUUGAAUAUCGGGGCGUGCAAAUUGAAGCUGGAUGCCUAUGCCGACGCCGAGAUUGCGUGCACGAAUGCUUUGAGUAUCCUUUCAGUGCUGUCCGAGAACCGCGAGGGCAACGUCGUCACGUGGAUGGGGCGGCUCGGCAUGUCGGAGCAGCUCAUGUUUGGGGACUGGCCGUCCAAAGCUCGUUUCCGUCGCGCCCAGGCGUGUGUCAGGCUGGAAAAGUACGCGGACGCCAAGCAGGAUCUGCUGCUGGCGGUGAAGCUGAACCCUCGCGACAAGUCGUGUCGCACGCUGCUAGACACGGUGUCCAAGCUGCUGGACAAGCAGAAACGUGAGGAGAAGAAAGCCUGGGGCGGCAUCUUCGAUAAGAUUGACGCGUCCGCGUCGACUGUCAACACGGCAACGGCAACCGGUAGUCAAAGUGCAGAGGACAAGUCGAUCUUCACGCGCAAGACCAAGAAGCAAGUGGCAGCAGCGACAGCAGCAACGAGUGCGGACGGAGCGGCGUCGUGGUAUUCGACUACGCGCGCGCUUGCUACGGCGUCUGUCUUGACGGCAGGCGUUGCGGCCGUAGCUCUGCUGGUUCUGAAACCCAAGAGCUCGUAA
Molecule: messenger RNA, 1989 nt
Organism: Peronospora matthiolae
Lineage: Eukaryota; Oomycota; Peronosporomycetes; Peronosporales; Peronosporaceae
Source: the annotation of a GenBank genome assembly